Plodia interpunctella (Indianmeal moth) is the source of this 10605-nucleotide messenger RNA. RefSeq names its product talin-2-like. Gene Ontology annotation, biological process: cell-cell adhesion. Lineage: Eukaryota; Metazoa; Arthropoda; Insecta; Lepidoptera; Pyralidae. Gene Ontology annotation, cellular component: focal adhesion; plasma membrane; cytoskeleton. Bases 195 to 10493 code for a protein of 3432 amino acids. The record is from RefSeq and is a predicted model, not a curated record. The transcript has 86 exons. Gene Ontology annotation, molecular function: integrin binding; actin filament binding.
UUGAUAGCUUAGUUUACACUACGAGGCACACAGCUGCAUCCUAAGGUUAUACAUUUAAUGUAGCGAAGUGUGGCUCACCGUACGUGAUUUCGCCCAGUGAAAUACUUAUAGUUUUAUUUUGUGAAGUGAAUUUUGCGUUUUUUCGUUCUCAGACAAGAAACUAAAAGAAGAAAACUAAAAUAUAUUGCGCUGAGAUGGCGCCACUUUCGCUCAAGGUGGUGCAAGAUACCGGAGCAGUGGUCACCCGAACCGUCAAAGUGGACUCCAAGGAUACUGUGGAGGCCGUAUUGGAUGUCGUCAAGGAGAAGUUUAUGAUAGCUGAUGAUGGGAAAGAAUACGGGCUAUUCCUGACGGCGGCUGACGACGAGCUGUCAGGCGUGUGGCUGCAGUCGCUGCGGCCCCUGGAGUACUAUAUGCUGCGGGACGGAGACGAGCUGCUGCUGCUGUGCAGGACCAGGAUCCUGCGCCUCCGGACGCUGGACGGUACCGUGAAGACCCUGCAAGUGGACGAGUCGCAACCCAUCUCACAGAUGUUGGUCGGCAUCUGCGCCAGGAUCGGGAUCACCAACCACGAGGAAUACGGCCUGUGUUAUGAUGAAGAGGACACGGGAACUGGAACCAGGCCGUCCACCGGCACGCUGACCCUCAAGCGGCCUCCCCAGCAACAGGGGGAGCGGGACGCGAAGCUGGAACACAUGAGCAAGAAGCUCAAAACCGACGAUAAUGUGCAAUGGCUGGACAUGCACCGCACACUGCGCGAGCUGCGCGUGCGCGCGCGCGCGACGCUGCUGCUGCAGCGCCGCCUCUACUACUCCGACCGCAACGUCGACGCGCGCGACCCCGUGCAGCUCAACCUGCUGUACGUGCAGACUAGGGACGCCAUCUUGGAUGGCCGGCAUCCGGUCACCGUGGAACAAGCUUGCGAGUUUGCCGGUCUCCAAUGUCAAAUCCAAUAUGGCGAUUAUCAAGAGGAGAAACGUAAAACUGGCUAUUUGGAUGACUACAAGGAGCUACUCCCAAGCAACAUAUCAAACAAGAGCGGACUCGACAAGAAGAUAAUUAAAGAGUAUAAAAAACACCAGGGUCUAAGCUCGAUAGACGCGAAGCAUCUGUAUACGAAGACCGCUAGGGCGCUGCCCACAUAUGGGGUCACCUUCUUUGUUGUUAAGGAGAAACAACAAAAAGGGAAGAAGAAGCUGGUGCCCCGUCUGCUGGGCAUCAGCGCUAACGCCAUCUUGCGGCUGGACGAGGAAACCAAGGAGAUCCUGCAGUCGUGGGCGCUCACACAGGUCAUGUCCUACCAGGUCGGCAAGUCGCACACCUUCACGCUCAACUUCGGGGAUUACAGUGACAAGGAAUACAGCGUAAAGACCAACGACGCAGUGCGUAUCAGGGACAUCUUGCAAGGAUACAUUGACAUCAUCGCGAAGCGGCUAGCGGGCGCCCGCAGUGUCACCAUGAGUGACGGCCAAGUAAUCGUCGAAGACAAUAUCCAUACUGCUAGAGCUCACAUAGUCCAGCACGUGCAGAAUAACCCAUCCAAAGUAGUGGAGGAAUCCUUCGUUGGACCCACGAAGAUCUUAGCGUAUGAACCAGGCCAGACGGCGAGCCAGGGCACACAACUAGUCACGGUGCAACAGGUCAUCAUCAGUAGCAAAAUGGAAGGACAGAAGUGCACGCUUACAGGUGAAGUUCUCCACCGCAAGGGAAUGUCCCUGGACUUCGUGAGGAAGCUGAACAGAAUGAACUCCAACUCGGUGAAGGUCGUCAACCUGAUCAGCAGCGACGGUGGUCCACACACUGUGGAACUUAAGGCCAUCGUCAGCACUAUGGAAAAUGAUUUACCUUUGAUAGAAUCAGGAAUGAAUGAAAUCGUGAAGACGGACAUGGAUGAAGACGCCAAGAAGAGAUUGUUGAAUGAGCUGCAGGAGCUGACUGAAUUCCUCAACACGCUGACACAACAGAUCAAUGGUCCGAACCCGGAGAGUGACGAAGCCCUGGAGGCAGCCAGCAAGAUAGCUGAUGUCUCCACUCAAAUGUACUUGGGCCUGGAUCCACUAACGAAGCGGCGCAGCAACUUGAUUAGGAUCUCCCGUCAAAGCUUCAUAGAAGACGAGAAGGUAGACGCCAGCGUCCGCCUCGCGUCGCUGCUGAGCUCGGCUGCCGGCGCCGGCGCUGCCGCGGACCGCGCCAAGGCUGUUAUUGGCCAGGCAUACGAAGGAGCGUUGUCUUCAUCAGAGGUGGAAGAUUUGGAGAAAUCAGCUCGAGACAAGAUGUGCAAAUUGAAUGGCGCUGUCGCAUUGUUCCUCACUGCCCAUGCGGAUCUUGAAAAUAUAGAUUAUUCUGGCGCGGUCACUUCGAUGAAUGCCAUCAAUGAGCUGAUCUUGGAACUGGCCAAAGAUGCACAAGCCCUCGCCAGCACAAAAGACGGCGAAGCCAAACAAGAACUGAUUGAAGAUAUCGGCAAACUGCUCGAGGCCACUAAACUGGUCUGUUCUCUCCCCGGAAGUGUUGACCGUCAGAAACUGCAAGAUGUGACAAGCAUGUACGGUUCCGUCGCUGACAAAUUGAUCUUGACGUUUAGGCGCGGAAGGCGGGAUGAUAAAGAUAAUGGAAUCGUAGACUUAGCAAAAGACGUAGGCGAGAAGACAUCCAUACUGCUAGUGAAAGCCAACGAACUGAGCAAGUUGGUGUCGGGCGAGCUGCGCGCGCAGCUGCACGCGGCGCGCGCGCAGUGCGCGUGCGCGGACGCCGCGCUGCGCGCGUGCGCUGCGCUAACAUCUCCAUGCAUCUGUGAGCCUCACUGCCAGAGUGCCCUCACAGCGUCCGCGGAGAGCCUCGCGACGACCGUUCAGAGACUGAUCCUAGUCGCCAAGCCUGGGAUGCUGGAUGAAGAUACCAAAGCUCAAGGUGAAGAGUUGAAGGCACAAAGUCUGGACUUGGCCAAGGCUUUGGAUGCUUUGAGGAAUGCCUAUGGCAAUGAAAGCCCAAGCGUAGACGCUGGCGCAGUGAAGAACCCUCAAAAACUGAAGUUCAUGAUGCGACUCGCUGACGCCAUGAAGGAAUUCGACGAAUUUGAAGAAGAUCUAAAUAAGCCCCCCGCCGCCCCGACACCGCUGGUGGCCGCGCUGUUGGAGAAGACGCUCGCGCUCAAGAUGGCCGACUACAACGCGGCUGUCGCUUCUCUACUCAUUGCUUCUUCUGAUCGGGACAACAUAGAUUUCCCAAUCGCCGAGGAAGCAAUAAUUAAGAUACAGGAGACACUGCCAGGAAUUGUUAAAGAAAUGAAAACCCUAGCUGCAUCAAAAGACGAAGCCACAGGGCAAGCCAUGUUGGAUGAUGUGAAGAGGCUAUGCGAGGGAACACGCGGGGUUUGCGCAAGUGUAGAUUCCGCUAAUAUUGGGCAACUAAACGGGGUAGCAGCAAGUCUCGCCAAUACAUCACACAAAUUGUACUGUACGUUUAACCGUACAGACCCGAACGACAAAGAAGAAGAGCUCCUGGACAUAGCAACAGCGGCUUGUGCGCACACGUCCGCAAUGCUGUCGGGCGCGCAGCAGCUGGCGGCGGCCGCGGCCGCUGGCGGCGACGCGCUGGACGCGGCCGGCGCCCGCACCGCUGAGAGGGCGAAGGCUUUCCUUACAUGUGCACUGCUAACAGCCGCUUGUAUUAACAACCCGUCGUGCCGAUCAUCACUCCUCGAAGCAGCAGACGCCCUGUCUUCAUCGUCAUCAGAGUUAGCCAAGAGUUGCUCCUCGGAGCAGAGCCCUCUAGCGGACAGAAUCAAAGACCAACAGAGGGAUGUGGAAGACGAAUUGGACAAGUUGAGGAAAGCUUGCUCUGGGUGUAAAGAACACAAGAGGUCGGCGGAGGAAGAGAGACAGAGGCUGCAGUUUGUGAAGUCGGCCGUCGCGGCUAAGGCUGGCUUGCUAGCUCUCGAGAAGGAACUCAAUAAGCCGUUCAGCGGGCAGAGCAAGGACAACAAGUUAGUGCUGAUCCGCCAGCAACAGCUAAGCGACGCGAUGGCCCGGCUCAAUUCGGCUAUCGCUACGCUCACCACCGCCACUGCAGAUCCAGAAAAUCCAGACUACACUGUAGCGGAGGAAGCCAUGGCGACGGUCACUGAGCUAAUGCCACUAGUUAUCUUGGACACGAAAGUCAUGGCUUCCAGCAAAGACGAUAAGACACGCGACGCUGUGAUGACGGACCUCAAGCUACUGUGUGACGCGACCAGAGAAAUUUUUGAAUCGCACCAGAACCCACAUCAAUUGCGUGAAUCUGCUAAGAAGUUCGGCGUGGCUUCGGGCAAACUCGUGUACGUUCUCAACCCCAGAAAUAAACCUGAUGAUGCUAAUAAGGUGAUAAAACAUGCGAAUUUAGCCUGCAACACAGUCAGACAGCUGGUGAAGGACUGCCACAAGCUGUCGCACACGCUGUACGCGACGGACGUGGCUGCGGAGGAGUUGCGUCGCUCUGCUGACAAGGCCAUAGACGACGUCGAUGCUCUGCUCACUGCUACACAGUUGACAGCGCCAAGCCUGCGAGACUCCCGCUGCCAAGCGGUACUGCUGUCGUCACUAGACGCUCUGUCCCACUCGGCCCAGCACUUGGCCCAGCAGUGGGCUCCGAUCCAGGCCGUGGACAAGCAGCCGCUGGUGAAGAAACUGGACGCGCAACACGCGGAGCUGGUGCAAAGACUGCACGAUAUGAGGAAUGAAUGCCUUCGAGAUUACAUAGAUGUGGCUGGUCCCGUGAAAACCAUAGACCCAAAGCAGGAGACUAAAGAACAGAAGCGAGUUCGUUUCGCCGACACGGUGUCCGCGACCAAGUCUGAUUUGAGACAGAUCGAGGGUGUGCUCAGUAAGCCGUACACCGGAACAUUGCCUGAAGGUCAAGCGCUCGCGUUCAGACAACUCCAACUGUCCAAUGGUUUGGCGCGACUCAAUGCUGCCCUAGCAGCAUUGGCAGUAGCUACCACUGAUCUAGACAACCCCGAUUUUGCUGCCGCUGACGAAGCCAUGAAUAUAAUUCAUGAAACAUUACCUCAAGUCGUAAAAGAUACGAAAACCAUGGCGGCAGUUCGUGAUGACGUCAGCGGAGAAGUGAUGUUGGGCAAUGCGCGUGCGCUGUGCUUGGCCACGUCGCAGAUCUGCGACCAGGCAGAGAAGGACCCCAAGGCUCUGAGACAGUUCGCAAAGAAUUUCGCGACGGCCUCUGGCAAGCUCAUCUACGCGGUGAACUCGCGAGCCAAACAGAGCGCCGCUGGUCAGGUGAUGGAGUCCACGCAAGCAGCUUGCAAGACCGCCAGCCAGCUGGUGAAGACGUCCACCCGGCUGACGGCGCAGCUGGCGCCGGCGGAUGACGUCCGCCGCCAGGUGGCGGCCAGCGGCGGGCGGACGGCUGACGCUGCUGAUGCCUUGAUGACUGCUGCUCAACUAACGUCCCCUUGCAUCAGCGACCCUCACUGCCAGUCCACCUUCUCCACUUCAAUCGAAUCCCUCUCCUCCUCAGCCAAGGAGUUGUCAAGCCACUGGCUGCCAUUACUCCAAGAACCCUUGCUGACAGCUGUCAUAAGGCAGUUGGAGAAGGAGAAUGAACAGUUGACGUCUGAACUGAGUCAUUUGAAGGACUUCUGCCACGAUUCUAAGAAAGCUGAAAACAUCGUGCACAAGCCAAUGACGAAGCCCAAACCGUUGCCGAAGAAGCCGAAAGAUGAGGAAGUGAUGCAGAAGCAGUUCACCGCCGCUCUGGAGAAGGCCACUAGCGGGCUCCGUGCUGCCGAGGAAGAUAUUAAGAGAGUGUACAGCUCAACAUUGGCGGCUCCGAAGAUGCACAAAGACCAAGUGAAAGGAGUUCACAAGGCGCUGGAGAAGAAGAUAGCGCUUAGCAACGUGGCCGCCAGCGCACUUCUUGCAUAUUAUGCUACAAAGCCCGUGGACUAUGCUACAGCGGCGAAAACUACUUCUGACCUGGCCAGUUUGAUGCCCAAAAUCGCUCAAGACGCCAAAGUCCUCAGCAACACGAUGUCGGAGAAGCAGAAGAAACGAUUUCUCGACGACAUCCUGGCGAUGUUUGAUGCGGCCAAGCAGGUCAUUGACGCGGCUCACAAUGAUGGGAAUAAUCUGCAUGGCGUGGCUGUAGAGUACGGGAACAAAUCAGGCGCGCUCCUUUACUCGGUGUGCACGGACUUUGAUCCAAGUCACGAAAAAGAGGUUAUAUCACGUGCUAAAGCAAUAGGCGAAUGCGUGUCAGAAUUGACUGAAGGUAGUUCAGCCCUGAUGAGUACUGCGCCCGAGGUCACUGACCUGCUGUGUGCGAGAGGGAAGGCAUGUGUCACCGCGGCUGGGAACUUGGUCUACACUGCUAAGCUUGUGGCACCAUCAAUCCAAGUCGAGGAAUGUCGUGAGAUUCUCACAGCCGCGUGCGAGGCCCUGUCCGGCCACGUCGCGGCGCUCUCCAGCGCGUGGCAACCGUUGGAGGUCGAUUCUCGACACAAGGUGCUCAUUGAGGAAUUAAAUGUCAAAGUGGCGAAGGUUGAAGGUCUUCUAGAAGAGUUGAAGAACGACCUGGACUCGGGGAAACUGGUGAAGAUGCAACCUCUGGAGCUGCUGGCUGAGGACACUCCUCUCAGGAAGCUGACAGCUGCUCUCAUCGACAGCUCUGUGAAAAAGUCGACAAACCCAUCGUUAUCUCCGGAACAGAAACGAGCGCUGGUAGAGUACAGCCGCGCGCUGACGGCCGCCAGCGCGCGGCUCGACCGCGCCAACGCUGGCUGCAAGCGGGAACCUCAUGACCUAGCUAAGCGACGUGAGCUAGAGGACGCAGUUCAGAAUCUCCAAGUGCUGGCACUGCAGGGCCGACCCUCGGCCGGCAACCGGCGGCAGUAUAUCGUGGACUUGACGGAAUACGUAAAAGAGCUGUCUCAAGAAGCCGACAAGUUGGUCAGUACGAGUGCUCAUUGCUCAACCCAACAAAAGGAUAUCGAUAGGAACUGUCGAGAGAUCGUAGAAGAAGCGGAGCGCAUCAUGAACCCCUCUAACCACCGCGCCAGUGGGGCGGACACCAGCCUGGAUGAUAUACAAGAGGUGGACCAGUUUGGAAGGACUACAGCCGGACGCGUGAAGACAAUCGCUUCGAAAAUCCAAGAACUGCCCGACUCGAAAGACAAAAUACUGCUCGCCGCACAGUCAGUCAACUUGGAGGAUAGCUGCAAUAUACUCAGGUUUGCAAGUCGGAGUGCCAUCGCCACUACCCAAAGUGCUGCACUCGACGAAGCCCUAGACUCGCUCGCGGACCUGGAGCUGAAGAUUGAUGACAUGCUGGACAGUGGGGAGACACAACGUCGUUACGUUGACGAGCCGGUGUCGUACAGCGCGCGCACGCGUCUGCUGCGCGCGGCGAGCGCUGUGAGCGCGCAGCGAGCGCUCGCGCCUGCGCUCGCGCGCUACGGCGCUGAACUGCGCGCGCGCACCGAUCUUACCAACACUAAGGAUAAAAAGAGACUCCAAGAUCAUUUGAGAAAGCUGACAUAUCUACUGCGAGUACUAACAGUGGAGACCAGCAGACGGGUGGCCACGUGGCAGGAGGCGGGCGGUCCUGAAGUGGCAUCCGUUAUGGAACAAGUGAUCAAAGAAAUCGAGGUGGGAUGCAGUAUGAACCGACCGCCGAGGAAACAAAGCUCAGUCCUUCAGAACAUUGACCUGAACCGGCUGCUGCUGGCCAGCGACGUCAUUCAAAUAGAGGGAGACAGGAAACACGUAGAAGACAAGUUGCAACAAACAGCAACAAAACUAUCAUCCAUGCUGUCGACCGUGAUGUCCAGUUGUAGUAAACCAGACUCGUUGGCCCGGAGUCUCAGUGUGACCGCGGACACGGCCAGCGAAUUGUCGGCAAUGGCGCGAGCGUUGAAGAGAUAUCAUGACCCAGUAUACAACGCAAAGAUUGAGGAGGCAGUGAGGGACGUCACUUUCCAGACUUAUAGCGUUUUGAUAGCCUCGGAGCUCGUUAGUCAAGAGCCCAAUGAUCCGACACAUCGCAGGAGACUCCUCGACGCGUGUCGAGCGUUGAAUGACGCACUUAAUAACCUGAGUCGCGCUGCAGCGCCCCAGAGGAAAAUGCAGCGGAAAUGCAGUGAGCUGACCCGGAACCUGCAGUUGAACCAAACCUUAUUACAAAUGGCUCAGCCGACCUGCGCACUGCCCUACGCAGAAUGCUUGGAUGCCCUUACUACUCAACAAGAGGUCAUACAUAAGCUGAACAGUGACCAGCCGAUGUCCAAGGAAGAGUUCUCUCGCACUCUGGGCUACAUCAGCUCAGCUGUGUGUAACAGCUCUGAGUUGGCGGCGCAUUGCGGGUAUUUGAUGUCGCUGGGUGAACGAGAUCAAGACGCUGCCAAGCUAGGAGUGGUGGACGUCAGGCACCUGAACAAGCUGACAGAAUCAGCUCAGGCCACUUGCUACAGGGUGCUGCAGUUUGAUGUUGAGCAGGCUAAAGAAGAAGCAGUGCAUCUUAUCAGCCAAUCACAAACUGUUAGAGAUGCCCUGUUGGACGCGGAGAAGAAGUCCUUACAUCUGAAACAGGAGCUCGAGUCUGCAGCUCACAGCUUGCAGAAACGCACCAAUGAACUGGAAGAAACUCUCACACAGACCGAUAAGGCAAAGAUAUCAGCGGCUACCAGCAACCUUCUAGAGAGUAUACAGACAGUGACGGUGCUUAGUGAACACCCAUCUUUGGUCCCGGCGGGUGGAGACCUCACUGAGGACCAGAAACAGGCACAAGACCAUGUCCUCACUGCAGCGAGGGAGCUGACAAACAAGACCGCUUCCCUCAUCCGUGACGUGAAGAAUCACAGCGAUCGGCGCGGCGACGACGAUGAACAGAUGACAUGGGUCACAUUCAACCUCAAGAGGAAAGAUGUGGUGAAGGCCUUCGAGGAUCUGCUGGCUAGCGUCAGAGAAAAUGGUCAGCGUGCAGGCAUAUUACAAGUUGAACAAAACGAAGACGAGCCGCCGAAGAGUUAUGUUGAAACACAAGUGGAGCUAGCUACCAAAUGGUUGAAGCGACCGAACUGCAAGCCAGAAGUCAAGGCUUCAGGGGAAGAAGCUGUCAGAAAACUCAUCGACGUCGCUGAAAAGAUGUCUACUGAUAUGAGGGAGAGCGAGAAAGAAGAUAUGUGCGUUCUCAUCACCGAAACUAAAGAUCUUCUUGAAGAAUGCUCUAAAAAAUGUACGCCGGAUAAAGCUAGCCAAUUAGUUGACAAACUGAAGUCGCUGAGCAAGGUCAUAGAGCGGGGAGUGAUCACGAUGGUGGUGGAGGAUUUCAUCGAGGGGGAGGAGCCGCUGCGAGACCUGGAGGUGAUGGUCGACAGUGAGACCGACGCAACGAAGCGCAAGUUCAUCCUGGAGCGGAAGAUAGCGGAGCUGCUGGCCCAGCUGGGCCGCGUGACCCGCACCGCGCGGGCCGUGGGUCACUCUGGGCGCCACACCCAGCUACACCUGCACACCUGCACUGAACAGGCUAACUUAUUAGCUCCUCUUCUGGUAAAGGCCGCUCAAGAAAGAAUCGAAUCGCCGGAUAAUACGGCUGCCAUAGAAAAAUACAAGUCCCUGUUGGCUCAGUACGCCGAGUCUUUGUCCAAGAUUCGGGAACUUUGCGACCAGUCAGUUGACCCCAUGGAGUUCGUGCAGACUGCUGGUGAAACGAUGCAAAGAAUGCGAGAAGUAUCUAGCCAGGACAAUGACCCGCAGAAAUGUGUGUACACGUCGUCUGCAAUUACCAAACUGGCCAACCGUGUCAUCCAUGUAAGCAUGUCGUCCAGCGUCGCCCAGGAGGACCCCGCGCUGCGCAGCGCGCUGACGGCCGCGCAGCAGCGGCUGCGGGCCAGCGUCGCCUCUGACUGGAGGGACACCACAGCUGAGAUCCUGCGCACGACUGGGGAGGUGGAGGCUGUGAUGGGAGGCGAGAUGAUAUUCCAGAACCAACCAACACAAUCUGAUCAACCUAUAUUUGCGGCGGCACGCGACCUGCACUCGGUGGUGCGCGAGUGGUCGGCGCGAGACAAUGAGAUCGUGGCAGUCGCCAAGAAGACAGCUGUUUUGAUGGCAAAGUUGUCAGCUCACAUGAACAAUAACGCUCAGCACGAGCUGGUGCGCACGUCGCGCAGCCUCGCGCUGAGCGCGCGCGCGCUGGCGGCGCUGGCGCGGCGGCUGGCGGCGCGCUGCGGCGACCGCACGCUGCGCACGAACCUUUUGCAAGUGUGCGAUCAGAUUCCUACCAUAAGCGGCCAGUUGAAUAUGUUGGCCACAGUGAAAGGAUCGUCCCUUAGUUCAGGGAACAAGGAGGACCAAGAAAGUCUCAACAUGUUGGUGGAUAACGCGCAAAACCUAAUGUUAAGUAUCCAGCAAGUGGUGCGCGUGAGCGCGGGCGCGAGCGUGAAGAUCGCGGCGCAGCGCGGCGGGCUGCGCAUGCGCUGGGUGCGCAACACUUAUUAUUAACCCGUUUAUCAUCAUUGUUAUCAACACAAGUGUCAUUCCGUUCGUUUGUAAGGAAAAUGUGUCAUAUUUGAAAGUUUAACUUUCUGAGAAAUGUAUUUUUAUGCUUUAUAAA